Rhizoctonia solani is the source of this 3576-nucleotide messenger RNA. RefSeq names its product Metallopeptidase family M24. The coding region runs from base 1 to 3576 and encodes 1191 amino acids. The transcript has 26 exons. Gene Ontology annotation, molecular function: metalloaminopeptidase activity; aspartic-type endopeptidase activity. The record is from RefSeq and is a predicted model, not a curated record. Gene Ontology annotation, biological process: proteolysis. NCBI's taxonomy places the organism in Eukaryota, Fungi, Basidiomycota, Agaricomycetes, Cantharellales, Ceratobasidiaceae.
AUGUCACCCCCGCCGCCUCAGAUCCCGGCUGCGCUGCAGAACCUGUGCGGCCAAAUACCGCUACCAGGCAUCAAGCGCAGCAACACCACGAGCUCGAAGCAUACGUAUCAGAGCAAAUCAAGCAUGUCUUCCCGUCCGACGUUUACCACACAGACUUCCUACGACUCCCAUAACAGCGAAAAGGUCGGAUUUGACGAUCCCAUGGGUUAUCCUCCCAAGGGAGGCUUCUUCAAGGCCACAAACAUAGAUGGUGUGAUCAAGCUCACCGCCGUUGACGAGGAAGGCAAGGCGAUUCGAACCCCGGAACUCGACUCAGGCUACCGGCGCACCGAUACAACCGGCCGACUGAGUGAGCUCCGAAAGCUCAUGCGCAACGAGAAAAUCGAUUACUAUAUCAUCCCCAGCGAGGACGCCCACCAGUCCGAAUAUGUGGCUGCCUCGGAUAGGCGUAGAGAGUACAUCUCUGGCUUUACUGGCUCGGCGGGCACAGCCAUUGUUUCCCUCAAUAACGCCUACCUCUUCACCGAUUCCCGCUACUACAUCCAAGCCGAGCGUGAGAUUGACCGCAACUGGUCGCUCUUCAAGGUUGGUUCCGGCGAAGUGAAGCCAUGGAACGAAUGGAUCCUGAAUCGCGCCCGAGGUGCCGCAAUCGGCAUCGACUCGCGCCUCAUCGCCCACGACACUGCCACCGCCCUGACUUCGGCCCUCAAGCUCAGGGGAAUGCGCAUGGCCUACCCCCAGCGCAACCUCGUGGACCAAAUCUGGAAAGACCGCCCAAGCAAAAGUUGUGCGCCCAUUUACAUCCACGACAUGCGGUAUGCAGGCGAACAUGCCGCGAGUAAACUCGAUCGGCUUCGUAUCUGGCUCAAAGAAUACCCAGUUCCGGCCGCGGAUCUCAAGUACUCGUCUCCCCCUCGUCCCAGCUCCCCAGCCAGAGACCGUCCAACAUCCAAACCCCUUCCCGACCUUCCACCCCCAUCACGUGCCCCCUCUCGUCAAAGUUCGAUGCGGAAAGACUCGCUCUCGCGCCAAAACUCGACCAGUUCUGGUCCUCAUCCCCCCACGCGCACGCCUUCCCGCUCCGGCAUCUCGCGCAAAAACUCCACGUCUAGUCGGGAGAAUUUCCACCGUGAUCGUGGAGAGACAGCUGUUCGGCUGAUCCCGCACUAUUCGACAUUUGUAUCCAAUUUGAGUUGCAUUGCAUGGUUGCUGAACUUGCGCGGUGGCGACGUAAUGUGUAACCCUUUGUUCCAUGCCUACCUCUGGGUUGGAGUGGACAAGGCGACGUUGUUUGUUGAUGCCCGGAAAUUGAGUGACGAGGUUAAACGGUACCUCCGAGAGCUAAAGAUUAGCGUCAAAGAGGUAUCGGAUGUGUGGGGCUAUCUGAGGAAGAGGGAGUUUGGAAGUGGCAAGGUCAUUAUUCCGCCCAAAACCCCUUACGCCGUAUCCCUCAUGUUAACCUAUUCCAAUUACAUGGUUGCCCCGAGCUGGGUCGAAUCCAACAAAGCAAUCAAGAAUAAGGUUGAGAUUGAAGGCUUCAGGAAUGCAUACUUGAGGGAUGGUGUGGCAAUGACCAAAUGGUUUGCCUGGCUUGAAGAGCAACUCCGCGCUGGAAAUACCAUCACCGAAUGGGAGGCCGCAGAGAUGUUAACCCAGUUCAGGAAGCAGGGCGAGCACUUCAUGGGUUUGGCAUACGAGAAUAUUUCGGCCACGGGUGCGAACGCAGCUCUACCUCAUUAUUCGCCUACCAAGGGUCUUUCGAGUGCGAUUGAUGUUCAAACUCCAUACUUGAAUGAUUCGGGAGGGCAGUACAAAGACGGAACUUGUGAUACUACCAGGACUGUCCAUUUUGGCCACCCUACGGACGAACAAUGCGAAGCCUUCACUCGGGUCUUGAAAGGCCACAUUGCCAUCGAUUCGGCUGUCUUCCCACAAGGCACCACCGGAAAACAGUUGGAUGUCUUGGCGAGGCAUGCGCUCUGGAAGGAUGGCCUAAACUACCUCCACGGCACUGGCCAUGGCUUCGGCUCUUUCCUCUCUGUACACGAAGGUCCUCAUGGGUUCGGCAUUGACGUGCCCCUCGAGGUUGGCCAUGUCAUCACCAACGAGCCUGGUUUCUACAAGGAGGGAUCGUUUGGUGUGAGAAUUGAGAGUGCCUUGGUUGUUAGACGUGUCGAGACCAAGGGUCAAUUUGGAGGUGAUAUUUGGCUCGGAUUCGAGCGGUUCACCUGCGUUCCUAUUCAGACAAGGAUGGUCAAGAUGGAGUUGCUGACCAAGGAUGAAAGGAGGUGGCUCAAGGAGCAUAACCGAAAGUGCAAAGACCUGCUCGCACCCCUCUUAGAAGAUGAUGCCCGCGCGCUCAGAUGGAUUCGACGAGAAUCGACGCGCACUAGUCCACAACAGACUUCUGCCGUCGUUCAAGUUCUCGCACACGAUGCACCAGUCCAAAUCGACUCUCUUCCCAUCUCUGCCAAUUUCAAACCUUUGAAAGGGGGAUCGACACUCGUUGAUCGAGAUAGGGCGAGGUUCCGGUCCUUGUUCACGAGGCACGAGAAGAGGGCUCAGAGUGUUGGAUUGAAAAAUACGGCCGUGCACUACACGUUGAACGUUGGUUUUGGGUCGCCACCUACCUAUUAUGAGUUGUUGAUUGAUACUGGAAGCGCGUAUACUUGGAUUGGCGCAGCGAAAAAGUACUUUGAGACCAAGACGUCGAUCAGACAGACGAAUCAAUCGUUUUAUGCUGCGUACGGAAGUGGAUCAGCAGUGGGAGCUCAUUACAAAGACCAGGUUACACUCUCCCCGUCAUUGGUUAUCUCAAACAAAUCCUUCGGAGUAGCAUCUUCUACAGAUGGGGUGGACGGGAGCUUCGAUGGCAUCCUUGGACUUGGGCCCACUGGACUUGGAAAAAAUGUUGUGACACCCAACAAUGGAAAACCAGUGCCCACCAUCAUGGAUGCUCUCCUUGCGCAAAAGAAAAUUGAGCAUAAUAUGUUUGGGAUCUCAUUCACUCCUACCAAGUCUCGGGGUACCAUCGAUGGAGAGCUUACUUUUGGAGGCUACAACGCGCAGAAACUUACGGGCAAGCUGAAUUGGGUACGUAUUACGAAGAAGGAGCCAUGGAAUCAAGCAUCAAGGCAUUAUGGAAAUCAGACCCUUCAAUCGUCUUCAACAGGAGUUGUUGACACGGGCACGACUCUAAUAUACAUUACUCCCAAAGCAUUCAAGGUUUACUCCGAAUCUCUACCAGGGAGCAAGAUUGACCAGUCAACCAAAUUACUUGAGAUCCCUAAAGACAGUGUAGGAAAGAUGAAAUCGUUGUUUUUCGUCAUAAACGGGAUUCCGUAUGAAUUCACACCGAAUGCUCAACUCUGGCCACGUACUCUCAAUACUGCGUUGGGAGGGAAAGCGGAUGCUUACUAUAGCGUGAUUAGCCCUCUGAGUGAUUUUGAAGCUGAUACAGGGUCAAGCUUCAUUAAUGGAUAUGCAUUUUUGGAGAGAUUUUAUAGUGCUUAUGAUGCAUCCAAAUCAAUGAUUGGAUUUGCUACUACCUCUUCAACUACUGCCGAGAUCAAUUGA